AUGAGCUUCGCCGCCCGCUCCGCUUUCCGCCAGUUGACUCGCGUCGCUGCCCCCGCUGCCCGCUCCUUCUCCGUCAUGGCUCGCCCUGCCGCCAUCUCCCACAUCUCCCGCGCUGCUGCCUGCAAGACCCGUGGCAUCAAGACCAUGGACUUUGGUGGCACGAAGGAGGUCGUCUAUGAGCGCAGCGACUACCCCCCUGCCAAGCUCCAUGAGAUGUUCAAGGAUGACACCCUCACCGUUCUCGGUUACGGCCCCAUGGGUCGUGGUCAGGCUCUCAACCUUCGCGACAACAAACUGAACGUCAUCAUCGGAUCCCGCAAGGGUGCCUCCUGGGACAAGGCCGUCUCCGAGGGCUGGGUUCCCGGAAAGAACCUCUUCGAGAUCAACGAGGCCUGCGACCGCGGAACCGUCAUCAUGAACUUGCUUUCCGAUGCUGCUCAGUCCAAGCUCUGGAACGAGAUCAAGCCCUACCUCACCAAGGGCAAGACCCUCUACUUCUCUCACGGAUUCUCCGUCAUCUACGCCGAGGACACUGGCGUCGUUCCCCCCAAGGACAUUGAUGUCAUCCUCGUCGCCCCCAAGGGAUCCGGUACCACCGUCCGCAACCUCUUCCUCGAGGGACGUGGCAUCAACGGAUCCGUCGCCGUCUACCAGGAUGUCUCUGGCAAGGCCAAGGACCGCGCUAUCGCCCUCGGUGUCGGUGUCGGAACCGGUUACUUGUACGAGACCACCUUCAAGCAGGAGGUCUACUCUGAUCUCUAUGGUGAGCGUGGUGUCUUGAUGGGCGCCAUCCAGGGUCUCUUCGUUGCCCAGUACGAUGUCCUCCGUGCUCGUGGCCACACCCCCUCUGAGGCCUUCAACGAGACCGUUGAGGAGGCUACGCAGUCGCUCUACCCCUUGAUCGGUGCCAACGGCAUGGACUGGAUGUACGCCAACUGCUCGACCACUGCUCAGCGCGGUGCUCUCGACUGGUGGAAGAGGUUCCAUGAUGUCUCCAAGCCCAUCUUCGAGGAGCUGUACGAGUCCGUCGCCAACGGAACCGAGACCAGGAGGUCCUUGGCCAAGAACUCUACACCCAACUACCGUGCUGAGCUCGAGCAGGAGUUGGCCGAGAUUGCCAGCCACGAGAUGUGGCGUGCCGGCAAGGCCGUCCGCCAGUUGAGACCCGAGAACCAGUAA
This is a messenger RNA of Gamsiella multidivaricata, 1179 nucleotides long. Its product is annotated as 6-phosphogluconate dehydrogenase. Gene Ontology annotation, biological process: L-valine biosynthetic process. Bases 1 to 1179 code for a protein of 392 amino acids. The transcript is spliced from 2 exons. NCBI's taxonomy places the organism in Eukaryota, Fungi, Mortierellomycota, Mortierellomycetes, Mortierellales, Mortierellaceae. Gene Ontology annotation, molecular function: ketol-acid reductoisomerase activity. The record is from RefSeq and is a predicted model, not a curated record. Gene Ontology annotation, cellular component: mitochondrion.